Molecule: messenger RNA, 5108 nt
Organism: Oxyura jamaicensis (ruddy duck)
Lineage: Eukaryota; Metazoa; Chordata; Aves; Anseriformes; Anatidae
Gene: GLYR1
Product: glyoxylate reductase 1 homolog
Exons: 18
Coding region: 1-1923 (640 amino acids)
Molecular function (GO): NAD binding; NADP binding; oxidoreductase activity, acting on the CH-OH group of donors, NAD or NADP as acceptor
Source: RefSeq, a predicted model, not a curated record
AUGGCGCCGCCCGCCCCGAGCCGAACCCCCUCGGCCGCGGCCCGCCGCUUCCUGCCGGCCCGGAAGCCGCCGCGGCGGAACGCUCGGGCCGCGCCCUCAGCGGGCGGAGCUCCGGGAGGCGCCCGCCUGGGCCCCGCCGCCGCCGAGCGGCCGCCCCGGGCCUGUGCGGCAGGCGAAGGGCCCAGCCAGUCGGCCACGCAGGGCACCGGGGAUACAAGUGCAGCGCACAGGUAUCUUCUGGCACACUUCGGUCUGGACAUCCUGACAGCGAGUUCUCUCGGUUGGUGGUGGCGUGUGUGGGGGAAGCUGGGCCGGUAUCCACCAUGGCCAGGAAAGAUCGUUAAUCCGCCUAAAGAUCUGAAGAAACCUCGUGGAAAAAAGUGCUUCUUUGUGAAGUUUUUUGGAACAGAAGAUCAUGCUUGGAUCAAAGUGGAGCAGCUGAAGCCGUAUCACCCUCACAAAGAGGAAAUGAUAAAGAUUAACAAGGGUAAGCGCUUCCAGCAAGCCGUGGAUGCUGUAGAAGAGUUCCUUAGAAAAACCAAAGGCAAGGAUCAGGCAUCUUCCCAUAACUCCAGUGAAGAGAAGAAUCGACGUAAUUCCAGUGAAGAAAGAGGCAAGCAAUCUGCUGGUGAAGAGAAACGCAAAGCCAGCUUGUCUGAAGGGAAGUUGAAGAAGGGCACAGGGGAAGGAAAAAAGAGGGUUUCUUCUGUAUCAUCAGAGAGAGGAUCAAAGUCACCUUUGAAAAGAGCCCAGGAUCAGAGCCCCCGAAAGCGGGGGCGUCCACCCAAGGAUGAGAAGGACCUCACGAUUCCAGAGUCAAGUACAGUGAAGAGAGUGAUGACUGGAACAGUGGCUGGAUUUAAAUGGCCACCAAGCGUCAGUGAGCCUGUGAAGGACAGUGAUCCGCACUUUCAUCACUUCCUGCUGAGCCAGACAGAGAAGCCAGCUGUGUGCUAUCAAGCCAUCACAAAGAAGCUGAAGGUUUGUGAAGAGGAAACGGGAUCCACCUCCAUCCAGGCAGCAGACAGCACAGCAGUCAAUGGCAGUAUCACGCCCACAGACAAAAAGAUAGGAUUUCUGGGACUUGGUCUGAUGGGAAGCGGCAUUGUCUCCAACUUACUGAAGAUGGGUCACACUGUUACUGUGUGGAACCGGACUGCUGAGAAGUGUGAUUUGUUCAUCCAGGAGGGGGCACGACUGGGAAGAACCCCUGCUGAAGUUGUCUCUACCUGUGACAUCACCUUUGCCUGUGUAUCAGAUCCAAAAGCAGCAAAGGAUCUGGUACUUGGUCCGAGUGGAGUGUUGCAGGGAAUUCGACCAGGGAAGUGUUAUGUGGAUAUGUCUACCGUGGAUGCAGAUACAGUCACAGAGUUGGCCCAGGUGAUAGUGUCCCGGGGUGGUCGCUUUUUGGAAGCACCGGUCUCGGGAAAUCAGCAGCUAUCAAAUGAUGGGAUGCUUGUGAUCCUGGCAGCUGGUGACAGGGGUUUAUAUGAGGACUGCAGUAGCUGUUUCCAAGCAAUGGGGAAGACCUCUUUUUUUCUAGGUGAAGUAGGCAAUGCUGCCAAGAUGAUGCUGAUUGUGAACAUGGUCCAAGGCAGCUUCAUGGCUACGAUAGCAGAAGGACUGACUUUGGCUCAAGUGACUGGUCAGUCCCAACAGACCCUUCUGGAUAUCCUCAAUCAGGGACAACUUGCCAGCAUCUUCCUGGACCAGAAGUGCCAAAAUAUCUUGCAAGGAAACUUUAAACCUGAUUUUUACCUGAAAUACAUACAGAAGGAUCUUAGAUUAGCUAUUGCACUGGGCGAUUCUGUCAACCACCCAACUCCUAUGGCAGCUGCUGCCAAUGAGGUCUAUAAACGAGCAAAAGCAUUGGACCAAUCAGACAACGACAUGUCUGCAGUGUACAGGGCCUACAUCCACUAGGCUGCACCAUUCUUACUGUUAAAUACUAUGAUUAUUGAUUAAUAUUAUUAUGAUACUGGGUUUUAACUCUGGACCAGUCCAUCUCUGUCUCUCCAUUUCCUUUUAUACACAGACUUUGAGAUCUGCCACGGAGGCAGCUGCUGCGGUCAGCCUUCCCCUGGUGGCAGAAGGGGGGGGGGGAGGAGGGGGCUCGGAUUGUUGCAGUCUAAUUAGAAAAUCCAUGCCAUGCACUGAAAGUCGUGGAACAGAACAGUGGCGGCUUGUUCAGAAGCUCUGAGGCAACUCUGCCAGAAAUCUGCUGCUUAGCUGAUUUUAUUUUCCUCUUUGUACGCUUGUCCAAGAUGCUGUUUCUAAUGAUCCCUUUUCUCCUUUGCUAUGAAAUAAUGUGUGUGUUGGACUUUUGCAUCAAGGGGACAGGUGGCAUACAUCCCAUCUACCUGUGAGUAUCUGUAAAGUCCUUGGUCCCAAGUAAGGUGAGGAGCAUUUCUGUUUAUCACCCACUGUUUGAGAACAAAGCACCUCCUGUGGAGGAGAAUGGCAGUUCCAGAAGGUAAUGGGGUUGCAUGCAACACCGUCGAGAUUCUUUUUAAACUUCCACCUCCCCAGUACCCUGAUGGAGGAGUUCUUCCUACUGUUGAGAAGAACAGAUUGCAUCCAUGUCUUCCCCUGCACAGAUAACUCUAGCUUAGGGAACACAAACUGUACUAAAAAUGAGAAUACCAGUGUAAAUGUGGCCUCCUAAAAGGCUAAUCACAGCUGCCUAUCCCACAGACAGCAUGGGAGCUUCACACAGAUUUUCACAGAAAGCUGCAAGAGAAGUAUUUAGCUUAAGGCUAGGCCAGAGGUAUUUUAUUUGGUGAAGGAACAAACCUUGGAGUUGCUUCUGGCCUUAGUUUAUGUUGCUUCACUAUUUGCUUUACUUUUUUAUACCCUAGUAGUCAGUAAUUAGGAAGGCAUCUUGGAUUGUAGCAGUGUCACAAGGAGAGUCUGAAAGGGGUGAGAGGAAUGAUCAGAGAGCCAAGAGAUGGAGGAUCUUGAGUUCCUUUCCAUGCUCUCUCUCUGGCCUUCGUGGUUGUUUUAUCUAUAAGCCUGAUUGCCCAUCUUUCAAGGUGGGUGAUAAUUACCUACCUCACAGGGAUAAUUUGUGUACUGAUUAGUGAUCUUUAUACAUGUCAGAUUCUCCAUACAUGUUCUUAGUGUUACUACUCUGAGUACAACACUAGCACAGCAUGAGAAUUUUCCCUGUACUUGUGACUCUGCUUGUGGCCAGGUAACUUCAAGGACUGGUAAAUAAAGCGGGAGGAUAAGGUUGCUACUGAGCUUUACUUUAAAAAUGUGGGACUUGAACUGCAGAGGCCAAAGCUAAAAAGCAGAGAUGAUCUCAGUAUUGGUAGCAGAGCAGCCCAGAGUCCAAAGGAUGCCUGUCUCUAAAAAUGCACAGGGCAUGGUUGUUUUUUUUUUAUUCUCAGUAUUAGCCUUUUAGGAGGAUUUUUGCAUUUUAGAUUUGAGAGUUAAUAAAAUGCCAGUAAGAAACAUUGGCCAAAAUCGCUUCUCAGUGGCACAAUCUCCUCCCUUGGGUUUGGAUUCUGUAAGGAAAGAAAGCACAUUCAAAUUAGACCGUGUUCUCUUAAAUCCUGAGAUCUGCCCCUCCCACCAUCUUAUUUUUCUAGGAACUUAAUGGCUGUUUAAGGAAACUUUCCUGUGGCUUAGGAUUUCUUACCAAUCCUGCUUUGUGCAACGUGUAUAUGGUUCAGGGGCACCUUAUUAGGAAACAGAAAGCAUCAGAUGCUCGUUAUGAAACAUGACAUCUAACUCCUAAUGUUGUAAAUGUUAUUUUAGUGAAUAUUUCACCUCCUGCUAUCACUGUUAUUUGUAGGCUAAUAUUGUGUUAUGCUUUAUGUCCUGUGGCAAACAUCUCCUCGUAACAGAUCUGUUAGACAUCACUUUGCCCAUUUGUCAGAGCUGUAUGUGAGCAGUAUUAGUUACACAUCUGUAUUUGUCAGUACAACUGUCAUGCCACAUGUAGAUACACAUAUUAAAGGCACAUAUAACUACCCAGGAUAACCAGCCAUUAGCCUGCUCUUGCUUUCCCUCAUCCAGAAAAACUCAGCAAUUAGCACCAGAAGUCCUUGAUUAAACAUGCUGCAGUUAAGAAAUCACAUUAUGAAUUACAUAUUGAGGGCAUCUGGGAGAAGUUGUGUUCUGGGGACAGGAGAUAAGACCAGAGGUCUUGUAAGAUGUGUUUUGGAAGGAAGAGGGGAAGGGAGGUACUGUCCCAUGCUCUACUGAGAGUGGAACAGUUCCAGCUCAGUGCAGCAAAGUCUCUUGGACUAGAUUGAAGGUGAAUGGGUCUGAGCCAGUGUAAUCAAGGAUCUCCCUCUUCUUUGCUUUGUGGUGCCUCUGGAAGCUGUGGGAAUACAAAAGGAGCUCUCAAGUCUCAUGACACAUAUUUCAUAGUGAAUUCAAAGAACCAUACUUACGGAAGGGUCCCUAGGCAUCUCAGUGCUGCAGGUCUUGUUUUCCAGAAGUACUGCACUUCUCAAAGUGGAUAUCGCUCUUUCUGUGGGAGUUGCAGGUGCAGACUGGUUGAACACUGUAACUUUUCCUGGAAAAGCCUGACUGCAGCUUUCUGCCUGGAUAGGUACAUGGGUGGAGGGUGCAGUGCUGCCCAGCCAGCUCUGUGGUCACAGGGAGGCCAGAGACAGAGCUGAAGUAGAUGUGAAAUGAGGAGGAAGGAUGGAAAUGGUGGAAACUGGACUGUUUCAGAUGCUGUCUGAGGUUGACUUGUGAUAGUCUCACUUGGAUUCUUCUAUUUAUAUCUGUAGCCUCUGAACAUGGAUCUUACUCUGUUCCUAGGCCUGAUGUUUGGGGGAGGGAAGGGGUGGGGGGGGAAAGGUGUGGAUUGAGAGAUGCUCUAAUAAAACUGGCUAGUCAAUGUUGUCUUAAUAUUGUUGACAAUUCUGUAAAGUUCCUUUUUAUGAAGAUUUCUGUUUUAGCCAUUUGCUUUUCUGACUCCCUCCUUUUUAAAGAGAAAAUGUGACACUUGUGAAAAGCUUGUAAGAAAAGCCGUUUCUUUUCCUCAAUGAUAGAACCUAUAGUUAAUUAAGGUUGUGAAUUUUUAAUUUUUGCCUUGUUUUUAAUUAACAUUUGUCAUUCAGAAUAGGAUGUGUGAAAAUGUUUAAAUG